Messenger RNA from Filobasidium floriforme, 1832 nucleotides. RefSeq names its product P-loop containing nucleoside triphosphate hydrolase protein. The transcript has 9 exons. Gene Ontology annotation, biological process: rRNA processing. Lineage: Eukaryota; Fungi; Basidiomycota; Tremellomycetes; Filobasidiales; Filobasidiaceae. Gene Ontology annotation, cellular component: cytoplasm; ribonucleoprotein complex; nucleus. Gene Ontology annotation, molecular function: RNA binding; ATP binding; RNA helicase activity. The record is from RefSeq and is a predicted model, not a curated record. Bases 114 to 1607 code for a protein of 497 amino acids.
AUGGCGGAGGUGGUGGCGGAUACGGAGGUGGUGGUGGUGGAUACGGUGGUCAGUACGGCGGUGGCGGCUACGGCUAUGACAAUUACGGGGGUGGGGGCGGUGGCGGUGACCGUAUGUCCGCCCUCGGUGCUGGUCUCGGUAACAUCGACUGGAACAGGCAGACCCUCUCCAAGUUCGAGAAGAACUUCUACAUCGAGGACGCCCGUGUCUCUGCCCGAUCCGACCGAGAGAUCGAGGCUUUCCGUGCCGAAAAGGAGAUGCUCGUUCAGGGUCAAAGCAUCCCUCGACCCAUUACCACUUUCGACGAGGCCGGAUUCCCCGACUACAUCUUGUCCGAGAUCAAGGCUUCCGGUUUCACCGCUCCCUCGGCCAUUCAAUGUCAGGCUUGGCCCAUGGCCUUGUCCGGUCGUGAUCUCGUCGCCAUCGCCGAGACCGGUUCGGGAAAGACCAUCUCGUUCGCCCUGCCCGCCAUGGUGCACAUCAACGCCCAGCCCUUGCUCGCCCCCGGUGACGGUCCCAUCGUCCUCAUCCUCGCCCCCACCCGAGAGUUGGCCGUCCAGAUCCAGGCCGAGUGCACCAAGUUCGGAAAGUCUUCCCGGAUCAGGAACACGGCCGUUUACGGAGGUGUUCCCAAGGGUCAACAGAUCAGGGACUUGCAGAGGGGUGCCGAGAUUGUCGUCGCCACUCCCGGUCGUCUGAUCGACAUGUUGGAGAGCGGCAAGACCAACCUCAAGCGUGUCACCUACUUGGUCAUGGAUGAGGCCGACCGAAUGCUCGACAUGGGUUUCGAGCCCCAGAUCAGGAAGAUUGUCAGCCAGAUCCGACCUGACCGACAGACCGUCCUCUUCUCGGCCACCUGGCCCAAGGAGGUCCAGCGUCUCGCCGCCGACUUCCAACAAGACUUGAUCCAGGUCAACAUCGGUUCGAUGGAACUGAAGACCAACCACAACGUCACCCAAGAAGUCACCGUCUGCACCGACUUUGAAAAGCGAGGCAAGCUCAUCAAGCACCUCGACCAGAUCUCGCAAGAGAACGCCAAGGUCUUGAUCUUUGUCGGUACCAAGCGGGUCGCCGAUGACCUGACCAAGUUUUUGAGGCAAGACGGAUGGCCGGCGUUGGCCAUCCACGGAGACAAGCAGCAGCAAGAGCGAGAUUGGGUCUUGGCCGAGUUCAAGUCGGGUCGCUCGCCCAUCAUGUUGGCUACCGAUGUCGCUUCCCGUGGUCUAGAUGUCAAGGACAUCAAAUACGUCAUCAACUACGACUUCCCCAACAACGUCGAGGACUACGUCCACCGAAUCGGUCGUACCGGUCGUGCUGGUGCCAAGGGUGUCUCGUACACUUACUUCACCACCGACAACGCCAAGCAGGCCCGUGAUCUGAUCGGCCUCUUGCGUGAAGCCGGUUCUGUGAUCCCUCCUGAGAUCGAGCAGAUGGCUAUGUACGGCGGACGAGGCGGUGGCGGCGGUGGCCGAGGCGGACGAGGUGGUGGUGGAUACCGUGGAGGUGGCGGUGGCGGAUACGGUGGAUCCGGUUCUAACUCUUACGGUGGUGGUGGCGGUGGUGGCUACGGUGGUGGAUAUGGCGGCGGUGGUGGCAGCAGGUGGUAAACCCUGCGUCGCGCCUCUUUCUCGAUCCGCCCGGUUAGUCCCCCAUUUUCGUUCUUUUUCAUUGCACACCAUAUCCUCUUCGUUUGGGUUGUUCCGGUACUACAUCGAGCGUCGGCCAAAUAUAGUCGGUCGCCUCUUCACGAUAUAGAGUAGUUGUAACAGUAUAGCCGUUCCUCGUAAUAUAUCUUACGAAGCUACAUGUCACAUCGCAUGGCAUUACCAAAA